AUGGCCGCGCCGACGAGGACGGCAAUCCGCGGCCGCGAAGGUCGUCGUCCGAUGGUGCCCCGUCGAGCAAUGUUCGCCGAAGAAGAGAACAAGCCGAGCGAAUGGCGACACAGCUGGCUCAUCGUUUUCGGCUUUUAUAUUCUGCUCACUGAGACCGGUGUUCGGCAGGUAAGCCGCUUUACCGCUUAGAAAAGGCUAAGCUCGAUUGGUCUGAUAAAAAAUGAACUCGAAAAAUAUUGGGAAAAACGUCUUUGCAGAGCACUGAAAGUGCAUUUGUGAUCGAACCGUAGUUUGUUUCGGCUAAUUAUUGAAGAAAUCGAAACCAGAAACUUACUGUCGUUAAGAAAAUUGCAAAAAAUAAAUUUCAUCUAAACUUUAACGAAAAGGCUAAUAGCUCCGUGCGUUUCUAAAGCUAAGAAGGUCGACGUCAUAAAAAUUUUUUUUUGCGAUAAUUUCUGUCAUUUUCAACUUCUGAGCAUUUUUAGAGCCUAUAAAAGUGCUGCGAAUAGACUAUAAAAAUUAACGUCGUUAUGUGCAACCGUUUUCUCAAAAAAAAUCGAUGAUUUAUCAAUUUCGAGUUGCUCUUUAUCUCUUUUUUUUCUCUCACUCUCUAACUCGAGUAUAGCCAUUUGCUACUGCAAUUAUUGUUUACGAUGAGAAAACCUAUCGAACUUAGGAUAUUUUUUGAAUCGGAAAGGGAAAAAGUUAAAAAUCAAGAUUUUUCUAACGCAGAGCUUCUUUUUGAGGUCCAAAUUUUUUAAAAAAUUUUGAGAAAUCUCGAAGUUCAAAUGAGGUUUAUUUUUGAAAACUAGAGUCUAGUCAAUUUCUACUGGACUUCUUGUUUAAGGUGAUGAACGGUUUUGUAGUACCGGUUAUGGAAACAUACAACUGUACAAAGAGAGAAGCAGACACAGCGGUGCUCAUGAUUCCAAUGUCAUCCAGUUUAAUAUUUGGUGGGUUAUAAUUUUCGAAUUUAAGCUCCUUAUUUUUCUCUCAGGACCAUUAUGUUCAAUGUUUUAUGCUUACGCCGGUGCUCAAAUCAGUAUAGGCCUCGGCGCAAUCUUUUGCAUCCUCGGAUUCGUUUGUGGCGCUUUUGCACCGACAAUUGAAAUUCUUAUGGUUUGCACGUUAGCGAUAGGUGGAGGAACUUUUGCGAGUCAUGAACAAUAUUACCUUUUCAGGUGUUGGGUGUGGUUUGAUGCGGAACUCUACGAUUUCAAUUCAGUGCGAGUACUUCAAGAAAAAAAGAAACUUUGCCAUGAGUUGUAUAUCAAUUGGUCCUGGAAUUGGGAUUUUCGCACUACCGAGGAUUCUAAAAAAAAUUAUGGACGUGGUGAGUACUAUCUCAAGAUUCACUCACUAUAUUUUUAUUCAUCUUCGAUCAAGAGCAUCCAAGAAACUUUGCUGAUAGCUAUCAAACUAGACCUAACGCCGUUAAAAACCUCACGUUAGGGCGCAAUAAAUUGAUGAAAAAGAUCUUAAGGUCUUUGUGAUGCAAGAUAAAACGACGCCUUGCUGAGACUGUGACGUCUUGGUCCUUUAGACUUUGACUGUAACAAAAAAGCAGUUUCUGACUUGAUUUUUGAUGAAAAAGAUGGUUAACGAUAAAGGUGUUUUUCAGUCUAAUGGCUGGACAGAAGCUUGGAUAUUCCUUGCUUCUUUAUACGUUAUUUCUGGAGUUAUGGCUCUAUUCAUCACAAAGAAACCAGGUGAAGGACAGCGCAACUUCUUCCACUUUUCCGGAGUCAAAGUACUUUUUUUCUCGUUUUCUUAUCUUUAAUUGCAAAGCCAGAAGACCGAGUAGAGCUCGUAAAAUGGUUAUAAGCACGGAACAUGUUUUCCCAUGUAACUUCUGAUUAAAGGUCACAAUACAAACUACUCACAGCACAGAAUAAAAAAAUAAGAUUCUGACUUUUUGCUCAGAGCUUAUAAGGCAGGUCAUUUUACUUUGCGGUUGGGAGUUUGAAAAUUGGCCGGAACACUUCUUGAUGUUCUGGCCGAUUUUGAUAAAGAUCUUAAAUGUCUCAAUUUUCAUAACUUCCCAGUUUUAGAGCAAUGAGAGCUUAAAGCCCCAAAACAUUUUUUCGUGUGUUUUCCGACUUCAGAGUGGUCUUUUUCAAAAAAUAGAAAGUGGUGCAUGUUGAGAUUCUCAGGAUCUUCUUCUGGUAUAUUUAGGAGCGUUCUGAUCAUUCUUCAGAAAAAUCCCAACAGCAAAGUAAAACGACCUACGUUAUUAGGAUCGUUACUAGAAAAAAAGUAAAAACAAAAAAAAGUAAAAAUUAUCAGGUAUUCACAAAACUGGAGUUCAUUCUCCAUUUGAUAGCUUCGUUUUGUGCGUCUGCAGUCACUUUCAUUUAUGUUUCGAACAUUCUUGUUUUGAUGAUCCAGGAAAAUAUAGAAAAGUAAGUUUUUUCCACUUUUCGCAGUCCCAUUUUCAAAAUUCAGCCCUGAAGAUGUCUACAGCUACCAGGGAUUAG
This is a messenger RNA of Caenorhabditis auriculariae, 2477 nucleotides long. NCBI's taxonomy places the organism in Eukaryota, Metazoa, Nematoda, Chromadorea, Rhabditida, Rhabditidae. The record is from the annotation of a GenBank genome assembly.